AGCGGGGGUGAUGGUACAGAUUUGGGUCAACAUUACAGGUGGCUAAGUUUCUCAGUGCACUUUGAAAGGUGAUUUUAUCUGGUGGACACGGACCGUGUGCACGUUGAGCUCGCGAGACCCUUCGAGCGGAACACACGGACUGGAGACAGCUGCUCGCGUGAAGAAUGGCCCAGGGGAUACCAGACGAGAUCAUGAUGGAUGGUGUGCUGAUCGAGGACUUGGCGGAUGUGGCGAAAGAUGCAGCCCUUCUGCAAGGCGUCCUCAUGAGGACCCAAGAGUCCUCCAACUUGUCGGAGCUGGUGACGUACGCACCGUUCACGCUCUUCCCCACGCCUGUGCCCAAGGCUGUGUUCCUCCAGUCUCUGGCGGUGCAAACGCACUACAACACGCUGGUGGACAAGAUCAGCCAGGAUCCAGACUUCCUGCAAGAGGCUCUGGCUAGCACCAUUGAAGUUGACGAUUUCACCGCGAGGUUGUUCAGGAUCCACCAACAAAUCCUGAAAGAAGGAAGGGCUCAGUCCAUCACGUUGGGUCUCAAUCGGUCCGACUACAUGCUGGACCAGGAGGAGGACGGGUCGUCGUCUCUGAAGCAGAUAGAAAUCAACACCAUCGCUGCCAGUUUCGGAGGUCUGGCAUCACGCACGCCAGAUGUUCACCGACAGGUGCUUAAGGUGGCUGGGAAGCUGGAGGAGAGCCAGCGGAUCCUAGACAACAACCCUGCCGAAGGUCUGGCCCGGGCUGUUGCCAAAGCCUGGGAGCUGUAUGGAUCAGAGAGAGCAGCCGUCAUGUUCCUGGUGGAGGAGAGCCAAAGGAACAUCUUUGAUCAGCGCUGCGUCGAGAGCGAGCUGUGGAAGAGGAACAUUCCCACGAUAAGAAAGCGCUUCGACGACGUUAGUAGAACAGGGUCCCUCGAUCAGGACAAGAAGCUAUUCGUUGAUGGACACGAGGUCGCAGUGGUGUACUUCAGGAAUGGCUACAUGCCUCAGAACUACAUCUCCGAACAGACUUGGGACGCUCGUCUCCUGAUGGAGCGCUCUCUGGCCGUGAAGUGUCCAGAUAUCAGCACUCACCUGGCUGGAACAAAGAAGGUCCAGCAGGUGCUCGCCAGACCCGGAGUCCUGGAGCGGUUCUUCCCCGACCAGCCUCGAGUAGUGGAGCAGAUCAGAGCGACGUUCACCGGCCUCUACACGCUAGACGUGGGACCAGAGGGUGACAAAACGGUAGCAAUGGCUUUGGCAGCACCGGACCGGUUCGUCCUGAAGCCCCAGCGAGAAGGGGGAGGGAACAACAUCUAUGGAUCGGAGAUCUGCCGGGUCCUGCAGGGAGCGAACGGGAACACGGACAGGGCGGCCUACAUUCUGAUGGACAAGAUCCGUCCCGCCGCAGUACAGAACUACCUGCUGAGACGAGACAGCCCUCUCAAAAUCAGCAACUGUCUCAGUGAGCUGGGAGUGUUUGGAACAUAUGUCAGGCACGGUAAAGACGUGGUGAUGAACGAGUGCGCCGGCCAUCUGCUGAGGACCAAGAGUUCUGAGCACUCGGACGGAGGCGUGGCAGCGGGCGUGGCCGUGCUCGACAACCCUCUCCUCGUCUAAGUGUGUGUGUGUGUGUGGUCAGUGGUUCCAAAAGGUUUUUACGACAGUUUUACGAUAUUAUAUAUAUAAAUUAUUUUUAAAUUUUAAUCCUCACUGUCAUUCUUUUUGGGACGUGGUGACUUUUCUUUCAUGUACUGUUUUAUUUAGAGUUUGCAUUGACAGCAGCCCGACAUACUGUUACAUUUCUGACUGUAUGUAAUAGGGAAAUGGGAUCUUUCUUUUAUUGUUAAGUAAAUAGUUUAUUUGCUUCACUUUGAUCAGGUUUGCCCUUACAUUUAUAUUGUAUGCACAGA
This is a messenger RNA of Cyclopterus lumpus (lumpfish), 1888 nucleotides long. RefSeq names its product glutathione synthetase (gene gss). The transcript is spliced from 13 exons. The record is from RefSeq and is a predicted model, not a curated record. The coding region runs from base 165 to 1595 and encodes 476 amino acids. Lineage: Eukaryota; Metazoa; Chordata; Actinopteri; Perciformes; Cyclopteridae. Gene Ontology annotation, biological process: glutathione biosynthetic process. Gene Ontology annotation, molecular function: ATP binding; glutathione binding; glutathione synthase activity. Gene Ontology annotation, cellular component: cytosol.